Messenger RNA from Plasmodium falciparum 3D7, 4911 nucleotides. RefSeq lists its product as uncharacterized. The record is from RefSeq and is a predicted model, not a curated record. Bases 1 to 4911 code for a protein of 1636 amino acids. NCBI's taxonomy places the organism in Eukaryota, Apicomplexa, Aconoidasida, Haemosporida, Plasmodiidae. The transcript has 2 exons.
AUGAGUUGUAAUAUAAAGAAGCGCUCGUGUGAUAUGAACAAAUCUGAGGGAGAUGAAAAAUAUUGUAGUAAGACAAAAAACAAAUCUGUUUGUAGAUACAUAUCAAAUGAAGGAAAUAAUAAUAUGUUGAAGAGAAGAAAAUGUAAUGUUGUGGGAGAGAAAGAAAAGUAUGAUGAGCAAAUAUUUAUGGAGAUAAAAAAUUUGUAUACGAAUGAUUAUAAAAAGGAUGAUAAUAUAACUAAUGAUAUGAAUACAGAAUAUAAUAAUUAUAAUGAUAUGAAUACAGAAUAUAAUAAUUAUAAUGAUAUGAAUACAGAAUAUAAUAAUUAUAAUGAUAUGAAUACAGAAUAUAAUAAUUAUAAUGAUAUGAAUAGAGAAUAUGAUAAUUAUAAUGAUAGAUUAUGUAUAUCCUUUAACGAUGUUCUAGCAUGUGAUGGGAAUAACAAAGAUGAUAACUUUUGCAGCAACAUAUUAUAUGAAGAAAUGUAUAAAAAGGAAGAUGAGAAUAAUGUUUAUACAAAUGAACAUAAUAAUUUAUGUACAAGUAAUAUAUUAUCCAAUGAAAAAAAAAAUAUUAUAUUUAAAAAAAGAACAAAGGAUAAUUUAUACGAGAAAGUAUAUUAUAAAUCUUAUAAGAAUUCUUCAAAAAAGAAUAAAAUAAGAAGAUUAUUAAAUGAGGAAUAUGUCAGAAAAUUUUCUCAUGAAACGGAUGUAUAUAACACAAAAGAUUAUUUUAUAAAUAAAGAAAAAAAAAAAAUAUAUAAUUAUUAUAGUGUUGAUAAAAUUUUUGAAAUACCAUCUGAUUAUAAAAAUAAAGAUGAGGGGUAUAACAAUAUCGAAAGUAUCAAAAGUAAUAAAUGUAAUAAAAACAAUGAAGGGAAUAUAAAUAAUACGAUAGAGAGAAAUUUAAAAAAAUGUAAAAAUGAUAUGGAAAAGGAAAAGGAUGACGUAUUUUUUUUAAAAUCUUCUGAUAAUAAUAAAUUAUGUGAAGUAUUAUUAGAUAAAGAGAAUCAUUUGGAUGAAGAGGAGAAAUGUAAAAAAGAAAAUAUAAAUGACAAUAAUUUAAACGGAAAUAUAAUAAAAUAUAUGAAUACAUCUGUGAUAGAAAAUAAAUCAAAUUUGUAUAACAAGGAAUGUAAUAUAUUUAAUAAAAAUGAUAUAAAUUUUGAUGAAUAUAAAGUAAGUAUAUAUUCUAUGGAUAAGGAUAAAAAAAAAUAUUUUACACAUAAUAAUAAUAAUAAUAAUAAUAAUAAUCAGCAUCAUAAUAAUUAUAUUAAAAGUUCCUACAACAGUAGCUCUAAAAGAAGUGGGACUAUAGAAAGUGUAGAAAAUGUUAAACAUAUAAGAGAUAUGAAGGAUAAUAUAUACGAAAAGAAGAAAAAAAUAAAAAGUAUCCAUAACAAGAUUUUACGUUUAAUAAAAGAAGAUAACAAAAAAUGUGUGCAAAAUGUAAUAAAUGAUAAUAUGUACGAAAAAAGUGAUAAGCAUAUAAAAUAUGAACAAAAUGGAGAUAAUAAAAAGAAAGAAUUAUAUAAUAAUGAUAGUAGUAUGGAUGAUAAGGAUUAUAAAAAGAAUGAAGAUGUUGUGGAAAUAAAUCAAAGGGAUAAUGGAAAUUAUGUAACAGAUACAAAAUGGAAUAAUAAAAAAAAUAAGAGUUUUAAUAUAUGUAACAAUAAUUAUGUUGACAAAAGGUGUGAAGAUAAUAUUGAUGAUGAUAAAAGGUAUUAUGAUGAUAAAAGGUAUUAUGACAACAAAAAAUGUGAUGAUAAUAAAAAGUGUGUUGACAACAAAAAAUGUGAUGAUAAUAAAAAAUGUGUUGACAACAAAAAAUGUGAUGACAACAAAAAAUGUGAUGAUAAUAAAAAGUGUGUUGACAACAAAAAAUGUGAUGACAACAAAAAAUGUGUUGACAACAAAAAAUGUGAUGACAACAAAAAAUGUGAUGAUAAUAAAAAAUGUGUUGACAACAAAAAAUGUGAUGACAACAAAAAAUGUGUUGACAACAAAAAAUGUGUUGACAACAAAAAAUGUGAUGACAACAAAAAAUGUGAUGAUAAUAAAAAGUGUGUUGACAACAAAAAAUGUGAUGACAACAAAAAAUGUGAUGAUAAUAAAAAAUGUGUUGACAACAAAAAAUGUGAUGACAACAAAAAAUGUGAUGAUAAUAAAAAGUGUGUUGACAACAAAAAAUGUGAUGACAACAAAAAAUGUGAUGAUAAUAUUGAUGAUGAACAUAUAAUACUUGAAGAAGAAAUUAAAAAACGAAAUAUAAUUAUGGAUGAACAAAUCAAAGAGUGUCCAAUUUUUAUGGAUAAAAAAAGUGAGAAGGAAAAAAUAAAAUGUUGCACAAAAAAGUAUAAAAAAGUAAAUUUAAGUCACACGUUUUUAAACAAUAUUAAGUUAAUAUAUGAAAGGAAAGAUUUAAAAGAAAAUAAGAAGAAAUAUAUAUUAAUUGUAAAUAAGAAAUGUCUAGAGAAAUAUUCUUAUUUUAAUACUAUUGUAAAUACUUAUUAUAUAGGAAAAGAAUGGAUAAGAAUGGAUAAAUAUAUAAAUUAUAAAUUAUCUAAAAUAUUAUUUUGCAAUAAUAUAAUAAAGCAGAUUAAUAAAUAUAAUUUUAAAAAGAUUCUGAAAGCUUUAGAUUUUUAUGGAUAUUCAUAUGAUACUAUUUUUUUAAAGAAUUUAUGUAAUAAGAUAAUAAUAAAUGAAUGGUUAAAAAAUGAUAUUUUUUUUGAAAACAUAUUAAAAAGUAAAAGGUUUUUAAACGUUGCAUUAUUUUAUGAUUUAAUAUAUAAUUUUUUAUAUAAAAAUAAUAUAUUUCUUAAAUAUUUUUUUAGUUUCUCUGGAGGCAGAUUUAUCAAAACAUUUAUAGAUUAUAAUAAAAAUAAAGCACUCAAAUUAAUUAAUAAAAUUAUUAAGAAUAUUAAGGAUUUAAAUCCUUGUACAAAUUCGGUAAUAGAUUUUCUAUGUGGCUUUUAUUCAAAUGACGAGAACGAGAUGAAGAAAUAUUCAAAAUCAUCCCGAAGGAAUAAUUUGUAUGCAAUCAAAAAUAAAGAUAUAAAUAUUCCAAACAAAAUAAAUGAUAGUAGAAAAAAAUCGAGUGAUACUUAUCUUUAUAUGAAGAAUAAAAAAUACAACAAAAAGAUUUUAAGAAACAUUUUAAAUAAUGUAUGGUUAAAAACAGAUAUGUUUAUAAAGGAAAGUAUAUAUUAUGGAGCAAAUUUUUCUCUUCAAAAUAAUAAUUUAAGAAAAAAGAAGAAAAAUAUACAUAAUAUAGAAAAAAUAGAAAAUUUUCUAUAUCAUAAUAGUGAUAGAACUUAUUCAAGCAUGUGUACAAAAAGCCCGAAUGAAAAAUUUUAUAAAUAUGAUAUAUAUAAAAAUAUAGACGAUGAAUAUUUAGAUGAUCAUAGUUCUAUACACGAUGAGAACGAUUUAGAACAUGUAAUAAAUAAUUUUUAUUCUUCUAACGAACUUAAUAUAAAUUUUAAUGAACAUAUGAGUGAAUCAUUUAAUCAAUGUAUAUAUAAUCAAUCAGAAAAUGUAAAUUCCGAUAAUAAUAUUCCAGAUGAUUCUGAACAAUAUGGAGAUGAUUAUAUAGGAAGCCAUGGUAAUCAUAAUAAAACAUUUCAAUCAUUUGAGGGUAUACCUAAUAUGGCUUUUGAUUUGUAUACUCAGGACAACCAAAAUAGACCACGGGGAGAUAAGUUCAUAUCAUUAUGCUUUAAAGAAGAGGAAACGUGUAACACUAACAAAUAUGUUAAAGAUAUCUCUUUUUUAGGUAUAGGGGUAAGGUCAAAGGAAAAUAAAAUAAAUGAUUUCAAUUGCUUUAAUAUUAAUUUAAAAUUAAUGAUAAGAAAUAAUUUAUUAAGUAAAAUAAAAUGUAACAUUUCGAAAAAUGGAAAAAAGAUAUCUCCGUUUUUUCCUGUAUGGCCUAAUAUCCCUGACUUUUUUGGAUAUAAAAUGUUUAAAAAUAUAAAGAAGGAUUUCAAGAGGAUGCAAAAAAAUAUUAAAUUAAAAGAGAAGCAAAACUCAUUAGAUAUUAUAAAUAAUAAAAAGAAAUAUAAGAACAUAAUAAGUGAAGUUUAUGAAAAGGUAGGAACCUUUCAAAAAAGAAAAUUUAAUGAAGAAGAAUAUACGUUGCACAAUAACAAUAAUAAUAAUAAUAAUGACAGUAGUAAUAAUAGUAGCAAUAAUAAUAAUAAUAGUAAUAAUAGUAGUAAUAUUGAAUUAUCUAAUAUAAAUAAUACCAAAUCAAUAAAUAUAGAUGAAAUAAAAUUAAAAGAUCUUCAUUAUAUAUUAAAUAUAAAAAUAUAUCCUAUAAGAACUUUGGUAUUAUAUAUAUUAUAUAAUUCAUUUUUUAAAGAUUAUAAUAAUGAGUUUAUUGAAUUCUUUUGUAAUAGUAUAAAUAAUGAAAUAAGAGAAUGGUUAUUACUUUUUUUAUUACCUAAUUUUAUACAUAAAUCUAUACAUAAAGUUACAUACCCGUUAAAAUUAACAAAAAAUAUAUUCAGUGAAUCUAGUGAAUUUUAUGAAGAUUUUUUUUCUAAUGAAUAUUUAAAAAUGAAUGAUAUAGAAAAAAUUAUCAUAUAUACAAAAAAUUGUAAUGAAGAACAUUCUGAUAUUUGUCCAUUCCUUUUUUGUUAUCUAUGGUUAAAAUCAAAUGAUUACAAAAUAGAUAAAUGGAUAAGUUCAAAAAUUAAUGAAAUAUUAUUUACAUUUCCUUAUGCAAACUUUUUAUUAAGUAAAUAUUUUUCAAACUUUUUAUUAUUCAUUCAAUUAUUUCGUACCUCUCUAGAUGUAGAUCAUAUGUAUUUGUGUAAAUCUCAUUUCUAUGUUUCUCUCAAACAUAAUAUUUCCUUUAUACACGAAUCUUUGGUUAACGUAUUAUUUUCAACAACAAUAUAUCACCCAUAA